This is a messenger RNA of Penicillium angulare, 1026 nucleotides long. RefSeq lists its product as uncharacterized. The coding region runs from base 1 to 1026 and encodes 341 amino acids. Lineage: Eukaryota; Fungi; Ascomycota; Eurotiomycetes; Eurotiales; Aspergillaceae. The transcript has 4 exons. The record is from RefSeq and is a predicted model, not a curated record.
AUGUCUACCCUCAUGAUGAAUAUGGUCUUGCUGAUCACUUGGCUCAUGGCGAUGAUCACUCAGGGCAUCGCAACCAACCUGGAUGCCUUUGAAGGGCGUCACUAUCGGGUCGGCUCUGUCAAUGACCACUUUAUUCUCAAUCGUCGUGCCCUCGCUCAUGUUGUCGACACCACUACCCCCGUUCCCACUGCGACUGACUCUACCAGCGCUGAGGUUGGUGCUUCGGCUACUUUUGGCGCUGUUCGAUCAUUUGUUGGUAUUUGUGCUAACUCCUCUCAGUCUGGCGUAGCUGCCACUGCUUCUACCAGUGAGACUUUAGGAACCUCCACUGUUGUAGUUAACAUUUCAACUAUCGAGGCUACACCCACUUCCGCCGGUGAAACCGCUGUUACCUCUCCCAAGGAUUCUGCAGUCACCCCCAAGACUACUGUGGCUACUCGAACUGUGACUGUUCCAUGUGGACAGACCAUGUGCACUGAAGUGACCACUGUUACCGAGGCCUGUUCUUCAACCACUAGAGUUAACCCCACUAGUAAUGUCGUUGUUACCCCCAGCGCACCCGCAGCUACUCCCGAGACCACCGUUGUAACUCGAACUGUUCCAUGUGGACAUAGCACCUGCACUGAAGUGGCUACUGUUACCAAUCCCCUUGCUCCAGUCGUGACUGCUUCAACCGAGCCCGUGGGCACCCCUCAAACUGCCGUCGUCACUCGAACCUUCUCAUGUGGACAAAGCACCUGCACCGAGCUGACCACUGUCACCAAGCCCGCUUAUCCGGCUACCCAGUCUCCUAAUGGUGGUUCAACUACCCAGGGUGCUCCUGCACCAGGUUUUCAGACCACUCUGUCUACCGUUGGCACUAACGGCCAACCUGGACAUCCUGCGACAAACUCUGGUACGACUCGUGGUCCCAAAGCCAGCACCACCCCGGUUGCCCAUUUCAACGAUGCUACCAAGUACUCGGUUGGGGCUUUGCACGGUGCUGCUGCUGCCUUCGUGGCCAUGAUCUUGGCAGACGCUCUGUGA